This is a messenger RNA of Symbiodinium pilosum, 282 nucleotides long. The record is from the annotation of a GenBank genome assembly. NCBI's taxonomy places the organism in Eukaryota, Dinophyceae, Suessiales, Symbiodiniaceae.
AUGGACAAGGUGCUGCCCGUGGUCGGUGGCCUGGCUGGCCUAUGGACAGCGUCCAAGAUCAUCCCAGUGAUGUACCGUUGGGAGCUCAUCCCUGGUGUUGCAUCAGAGGAGUGGUGGGCCCGCGCCAAGACUAUUCGCUAUGACCACUACACGGAGGGCAUCGUCUACUCCCCCUACGACACCGGUGAGCCCAUCCGAGAGAUGCCCGAGGAGUGCCGAGGCAAGAUGCUCUUGAAGCAAAGGCGCGGAGGUUGGAAGCUGCAAAGCGAGAUGGAGGAGUAA